This is a messenger RNA of Galeopterus variegatus (Sunda flying lemur), 982 nucleotides long. It is a transcript of the gene TMEM187, whose product is annotated as transmembrane protein 187. The coding region runs from base 152 to 937 and encodes 261 amino acids. The transcript has a single exon. Gene Ontology annotation, cellular component: transport vesicle. The record is from RefSeq and is a predicted model, not a curated record. NCBI's taxonomy places the organism in Eukaryota, Metazoa, Chordata, Mammalia, Dermoptera, Cynocephalidae.
AUCUGCAUCGGAAAUCACAGGGACCUUUUCCUUCAGGCUCAGCUGGGAGGCCAAGGAGUGUUUUGCAAAAGCUGUUUAGCUGAAGUCUGAAAUAGCGGUGGAGGUAGCACUCUUCUAAGCCCUCUGCCCCGGGUGGCACUGAAGGUUCCAAAUGCAACCAGAGUCCAGGCAGGCCCUCUUGCACGUGGCCGUGGCCAGCUGCCUCUGCGCUGCCGCCGUCUCCGUGGGCGUUUUCGAUGGCGUCGCAGUCCAAGUGGGCUACGAGCACUAUGCCGAGGUGCGCGUAGCCGGCCUCCCCGCCUUCCUGGCCAUGCCCUUCAACUCGCUCGUGAACCUGGCCUACGUGCUCCUGGGAGUGCACUGGCUCUGGAGAGAGGCCGAUGCCCCGGGGCGCGGGGCCGGCUACCUGAAGGCGGCCUUUGCCGGCAUGGCCCUGGUCUACGGCCCCGUUCAGUGGCUGCGGAUUGGGACGCAGGCGCGGCCUGCCGCAGUGCUCGACCAGUGGCUCACCCUGCCCAUCUUCGCGUGGCCGGUGGCCUGGUGCCUCUACCUGGACAGGGGCUGGGAGCCCUGGUUGCUCCUCUCGGUUGAGAGCCUCUCCCUGUGCAGUUACAGCCUCGCCCUGCUGCACCCCCGUGGCUUCGACGUGGCGCUGGGGGCUCACAUGGCGGCCGCCGUGGGCCAGGCCCUGCGCGCCCAAGGGCGGUAUGGCAGUGCCGCCUCGGCCGCCUACCUAGCCCUGGGCGUGCUCUCCUGCCUGGGCUUUGUUGUCCUCAAGCUGUGUGACCAUCAGCUCGCACAAUGGCGCCUCUUCCAGCGCCUCACUGGCCACUUCUGGUCCAAGGUCUGUGACGUGCUCCAGUUCCACUUUGCGUUUUUGUUUCUGACAACUUUAAACACUUGCCAAAGACCCUGCCCUGAGGGGAAGAUGCAUUAACGUGUGGAAAGAAGCUGCUGAAGACUGAUGACCCGCACCUUUGGA